AUGGAGAACGCUUUGGCGUUUGUUUACUUUCACAUAGUUCUAAUCUCUUGCCAAGACCUCUUCGGUUCCGAUAAUGUUAUAAUUGGCAAUUUGAAAAGGCGAGACACCGUUCCUUUAAACCAAUUCAACAGGCGAAAUUACAAGAACAACAAUUUGAACUACAGAAGGACUAAGGAUAUUCAAGAUGACGUUCUAGAGAAAAAAUUGGAGUUGGCUGAAUCGCAGUUAAGAGAAGCAAAAUUAGACAAGGAGAAACUUGAGAAACUUCACAACGAGCUGCGAUGGCUGACGGUUGACAAUGAACAAGGAAUAGGAAUCGGUAUCAAAUAG
Molecule: messenger RNA, 330 nt
Organism: Bombyx mandarina (wild silkworm)
Lineage: Eukaryota; Metazoa; Arthropoda; Insecta; Lepidoptera; Bombycidae
Source: RefSeq, a predicted model, not a curated record